Nematostella vectensis (starlet sea anemone) is the source of this 933-nucleotide messenger RNA. Its product is annotated as thymidylate kinase. Gene Ontology annotation, biological process: dTDP biosynthetic process; dUDP biosynthetic process; dTTP biosynthetic process. NCBI's taxonomy places the organism in Eukaryota, Metazoa, Cnidaria, Anthozoa, Actiniaria, Edwardsiidae. The record is from RefSeq and is a predicted model, not a curated record. Gene Ontology annotation, molecular function: dTMP kinase activity; ATP binding. The transcript has 5 exons. Gene Ontology annotation, cellular component: cytosol; nucleus; cytoplasm. Bases 123 to 767 code for a protein of 214 amino acids.
GUAAGUUAUUCAGAAAAAAGGCGCGAAAUUCACACUCUCCUGCAACUAGGGCACAUAGAAUCCCCACGAAUUACUCAAUGACACAAGUAUAAACUUUUGAGGUAUAUUUGGCACUGAUUGUAAUGACGCUUUCUACCAGAGGAGCGCUUAUUUGCUUCGAGGGCUGCGAUCGAUCGGGAAAAUCCACCCAAAGCCGUCUGCUGGUAGAUUAUUUGAGAUCACUUGGGACAAAUAUCGAGCAUAUGCGGUUUCCAGACAGGAGUACAGCUAUUGGACAAUGUAUAAACUCCUACCUACAAGGGACAUCAGAGCUAGACGACCAUGCAAUCCAUCUUCUCUUCUCCGCUAACAGAUGGGAAUCAGUUCCCAAAAUUAGAAGUCUUCUCAAUACUGGAACAACAAUAGUGGUUGAUCGCUACGCAUUUUCAGGUGCUGCUUUUACAUCUGCCAAGAAGGGCUUUGACCUGGAGUGGUGCAAGGCCCCAGACCGAGGUCUCCCUGCUCCAGAUAUUGUGAUAUUCCUGGAUAUAUCCGUGGAUAAUGCCGCUGAGAGGUCAGAGUAUGGGGGAGAGAGAUAUGAAACUAGUGACUUUCAGAGAUCAGUUGCCAACCGAUACAAAGAGCUUCAGGCAGACUCUUGGAAGGUUCUAGAUGCUGGUAAAUCUAUUGAGGAAUUGCAUAAAGAAAUACAGAAAAUCGCCUGUGAGACUAUCAAACAUGCGAGCGACAAAGCAUUAGAACCAUUGUGGACGUCCAAAGUGCAAUGACAAUUAGAAUAAUAGGAACUAUAGCAUUCUAAUCCUUUUUUAUUAUUAUUUUUGUAUGUACUGCAUAAUGCCUAGUAAUCAGUAUAUGAAGAAUGUAUAUUUUUUGUCAUGUUUGUCACUGUAUAUUUCUGCAAAAUUAGGAAUAAUACGGUAAAUUUACAUGAAA